Carassius gibelio (silver crucian carp) is the source of this 985-nucleotide messenger RNA. RefSeq names its product putative nuclease HARBI1. Bases 260 to 910 code for a protein of 216 amino acids. The record is from RefSeq and is a predicted model, not a curated record. NCBI's taxonomy places the organism in Eukaryota, Metazoa, Chordata, Actinopteri, Cypriniformes, Cyprinidae. The transcript is spliced from 3 exons.
AUAGCACUUAGGUUUUAUGCGUCUGGCCAUUUUUUGUACAGUGUGGGCGAUUCAGAGCAUGUGGGAAAGGCAACUGUGUGUAGAGCCGUUCGUACAGUGUGUCUGGCACUUAAACAGUUGUUACCCACGUUUGUACAGUUCCCUGGCCAUAAACCUCUGCUUGUUAUUAAAGACGAAUUCCACAGAGUGGCAGGUUUGUCCUUUGUAGUAAAAUAUAUGACGCAUAUUUAAUAUUUAGUCAUAUUAUUAAUAUCUAUACAUGUAUUCCUUAUGCACACACUUCAUACUUCCAAAACUUUCUGUUUCAGGGUUUCCAAAUGUAAUUGGGUGCAUUGAUGGCACUCACAUUCCUAUUAAAGCUCCAUCAAUAAAUGAGGGAGACUAUGUUAAUAGGAAAUCUAUUCAUAGUAUCAAUGUGCAGGUAAUAUGUGAGGCAACCCAAAUCAUCACCAAUGUCGAGGCAAAAUGGCCAGGAUCUGUGCAUGAUGCCAGAAUUUUCCGCGAGUCAUCAUUAUGCCAGACAUUUCAGCAGGGACAGUACAAUGGUUACUUGCUGGGGGACAGAGGAUACCCUUGUCUGCCCUAUUUAAUGACACCCUACCCUGAACCUGAGCCUGGACCACAGACACGGUUUAACCUGGCUCACAGCCGAACACGGGCCAAGGUGGAGAUGACUAUAGGGAUCCUCAAAUCUCGGUUUCAGUGUCUGCGUGGGCUCCGGGUUAGUCCAGAGAGGGCAUGCGACAUUAUUGUGGCUUGUGUUGUGCUUCACAAUAUUGCCACUAUAAGAGGAGAGAGCCACCCUCCUUGUAUUGAGGAAGAUGGCCCAGAGGAACACCGACAGAUUUUAGAGGCCAACAGAGACGGAAGACUUUUGAGAGACAGGAUUUGUCAAAAUUACUUUUAUUAGUUUUUUUUGCACUGGUCUGCCAGGCAGUUUAUUUCUUCAUUUCCUGAAAAACAAUAAAAGUAAAAUUCAUUAAAA